AUGGAAAUUAUUUUCUCGAAACGAUUCAUUUUACUGAUUUUAAUCACUUCAAGCUUAUUAACAUCAAAGAUCUUUUGCGCAGAUGAAUUAAUGAUGUUCAGUCUUCACAGCAAAGAAAAUUACAACAGAUAUUCUGAGCCUAAUCUGCCCCAAAGGUUUGGAAGAAUGACAACAGCCAAAAGUGUCCCCAAGACACUGAGUGAUUUGCAUCAACCACCUACGCAUUCACCACCUGCCAGUGAGUUACUUUACUUCGUGACCUGCCAGUGCCAAGAAAUCCAGAAUCCUGAUCAAAAACAACCAAGGAGACUGGCAUUCAAGAAAAUAAAUGGUGCAGAAUUGAAACAGGAAAAAUAAGGAAUCUGGAGCCUGUCCCUAAAGAUGGCAUAAAGCUGUGGCCUCUACAGUGAAGACAAAGAAGAGUGGCUGCACUCAUCUGAUGGGUUAUGUACCACCGAUGGCAAUUUUCCAUUGUCAGUACAGCUGGUGUCUUGAAAGUUAUUCUAAAAAAAUUUUUUUAAGAAUAUUUGUAAUGUGAAGUUGAAAUGAUUU
This is a messenger RNA of Galeopterus variegatus (Sunda flying lemur), 552 nucleotides long. RefSeq names its product neuropeptide VF precursor (gene NPVF). Gene Ontology annotation, biological process: neuropeptide signaling pathway; negative regulation of gonadotropin secretion. Gene Ontology annotation, molecular function: signaling receptor binding. Bases 1 to 357 code for a protein of 118 amino acids. Lineage: Eukaryota; Metazoa; Chordata; Mammalia; Dermoptera; Cynocephalidae. The record is from RefSeq and is a predicted model, not a curated record. The transcript has 3 exons.